GCAGUCAGUAUAUCAGUUUUAUGUUCAAUAUCCGAAUUUAAUCCCUUAGUCAAUAUUGCAAAGUAUCUGAAUUGCUUGACAGAAGUAGCUGCCCAGAUGGGAAAGUGGUUAGCGACUCUGACUGCCGUACCAAAGAACCUGAGUUUGAAUCCCAUUGAAGCUAAUGAAAUUCAAGAGAAUCCUGAGUGUGAAGAUCAGUCUAGAGAAAAUUACCUCUCAGAAAGGAGAUGGAAAUAUUUGAAACAAAAAUCAGUGCUUCUAAAUAUUGAAAACAUUCAGUCUGAAUUUACUGCUCAUAGAAAAAGAAUAUCCUCUAUCUGUGAUGACAAUUCAUUUCAAAUCGAAAAUGACUUAUCACAGACACAGAGUAAUCAUCCUUUAGAUUCAUAUCAUAGGACAAAACAGAAUGCUUCUGUACUUUUAAAAGUGAAAGAUAUUCAAGAAACAUUUUUGAAUGAUAGAUCUCUUAUUUCUUUCAAGCCAUUUUCAUCAGAGAAUUUGACUUUAUCAAGUGUUUCGAAUCUUGAGCAAAGAAAUGAGUAUAAAAUGAUAUUUUCUCAUCCUGGUAAAUUUAGUGAUUUUUCAACAGUAUUUUCAACUGAUUAUUUAAAUUUUAGUUUUGGGAAUAAUCAAAAGCUUGUUGAUUCCUCAGCUUUACCCUUAAAAAAACAGGGAUCUGAUAUUAGUAUUCCUUUGAAAUCAGCAAAUAAUUUACCUGUUAUGCCUGAAUUGAAAAGUGUUAUAAAAGAAAUAUGUGAUAAUUUAAAUGUUGAAAAUCUUGAUAAGCACAAAAAUACUGAUUAUAAAGAACAGUUUCAUAUUUUAAAUACUGAAAAUGUUAAAAAAUGCAAAGAGGGUGAUUGUACCAAUAAACAACUUCAUAAUGGUUCUGAAUUCAAAGCCACAACAAUUUUGGAAAGUAAAACUUCUGGCAAAGGCAGCAAUUGGGUACAUUCCUUGAAAUGGACAGAGGCAUGUGAGAAAAAUGAAAGUACUGAUUGCAGUGAUCAAGCUGGAAAGAAAAUUUUAAAGAAUCUCGUGCAGGGAGGUUUUGCGGAACAGUUGUUGAAACUACAGAGGCUAGAGCUGUCAGAUAAAGUUAUUUGGAAUCAUAAAUUUCAUAAAAGGAAAAAAGAUAUCUGCAAUAGUUUGAAUUUAAAGAUUACUGCAGUUUCAUAUUUUGGAGAUCUUGUUAUAACAAAAUGCAUAUUAUUGAAUUCACAUGCAUCUUUCUACAACAAUGCUAGAAAUAAAUUUGAUUUAAAUUGUGAAGACUCUGAAAUUGAGCAUUCGAACACCAUCAUUUCUGCCCCUGUUAACAAUGUAGAUAGCUCUUUCAAUGGAAAUGAACGAUCAUUGUAUCCAAAGAUAUUCUGUGUUCUUUUCAGAAGAAAUUUAUUUUGUAAACAGCAGUUGAAAGUAAGAGAAACCUUUCACCUAUUUGAACCUUGGCAUAUCAUCUCCCUAACUUCUGUGCCAUUUCCAGUCAUCCUGAAUACUUAUUUUAUUGAGUCAGAAAAAUUUCAGCCUGUGAAAGAUUUUGCGUGCCCUCAGUAUAAUGAACAUGAAAUACCUGACAUUUUAAAGACUUUACAGCACAGCCGUGUGUCUGCUACUCAGAAAAAAAUUCCUAGCUUGGAUGAGCAAAUGUUGUUUUUUUCACGAUGGAACUACGUAACAUUGACUGCUCGAGUUCAGAGGAUAUGGGAAAACAAAAUUUCAUCUAGAGGAAGAGAAAAUUGUAUCAGUUUAGAAGAUAAUACUAGUUUCUCAAUGCUGUUGCAGACUCAAGAUGGAAUAUUCUGUGAAUUAUGUAUAAAAUCAAAUUUUUUAUACUUACAAACCUUAUGGUCUGAAAUAAUUGAAAAUGGAGAAGGCAAAUGCUACAUAUUUCAUGAUCUGCUUGUGACUCAUAGAUAUCAUUGUAAAAAGUAUUUACAGUUAUUCCAAGUUAUCCAUGCACUCUCUCAGAAGCAAGCAGAGUAUGAACAUUUUCCUGUGCCUGUAAGAAAAUUUUGCUAUCAAUUUAUGCCCAGCACUGUAUCAAGUGUAACUACUUUAGAUGAAAUAAGUCAAGAAAAAUUUCCUGUGUAUAGUAAUUUUGACAUUCAACCUCUCAGUAUGUUUCAAAAGGUUGCUCAAUGUGAUCGUUUUACAUGCAUUGGUAAAGUUUUAUUGGAAUUUAAGAAUGAAUAUUACAUGACUGAUGAAUCUCUUAUAAAUAUGUCUUCAAAAUAUGUGAAAUUUAAGUUUGCACCAUUAUUUCAAAUUGAUGAAAGUGUUGUUGGUUCUAUUGUUUUACUUAAGGAAGCAGUGUUUGAUGAAGAUUGUCUUGAGAUUGAUAAAUAUUGCAAAUUUGUUAUUUUGGCAAAGUCAGCAGAAACAGCUGGUAGUGUAAAGUUACCAUCAGCUACCUUAAAAAGAAUAAAAGAAUUUGCUUGUGUUAAUUUACUGCAUGUGAUGUCUCCUCUACAUUUGCAUUCAAAUUUAUCAGAUCUGGUAAUUGUUGAAGGCAUAAUUACACAUGUGGAUGAAAAGGAAGCUAUGUCAUGGUUGGAGUGUAGUUUCUGCUUCAAAGAUAAUUUAUUACAGGAUGCAAAUUCCAUUAUUUAUUGUGAAGAUUGCUCACGUAUUGUUCCAAAACCUAUCCUAAAUGUGAAAAUGGAAGUGAUCAUUUGUGACCAAAAUGUGCCAUCUUCAGGUGUAAAGAUUCAGCUUUUGCCGUCAACAAUCAAAAGCAUUCUUCAGAUAAGUGAGGAUAUUUUUCAGCCUCAGUGCAGUGUUACUGAUGUAUUGGGUAAAAAGAUAGGACCCCUGUGUUGUUACAUGAGAACUUCUGAAGAAUCAGGUGAAAAGAAAAUAUUUCAUCUCACUGAAAUUCAAUCAGCUGUCAGCUAAAUGUUUUGUGCAGUAAAUAAUUGUAUAAAAUGUGUAAAUUUCAUAGCACUUUUUUUGUAAUAAAUCACCACUGUUAUG
Molecule: messenger RNA, 2976 nt
Organism: Stegodyphus dumicola
Lineage: Eukaryota; Metazoa; Arthropoda; Arachnida; Araneae; Eresidae
Product: DNA repair-scaffolding protein-like
Biological process (GO): regulation of establishment of protein localization to chromosome; double-strand break repair via homologous recombination
Cellular component (GO): nucleoplasm; nuclear chromosome
Source: RefSeq, a predicted model, not a curated record